Messenger RNA from Pseudoliparis swirei, 5168 nucleotides. RefSeq lists its product as uncharacterized. Bases 100 to 1344 code for a protein of 414 amino acids. NCBI's taxonomy places the organism in Eukaryota, Metazoa, Chordata, Actinopteri, Perciformes, Liparidae. The transcript is spliced from 10 exons. Gene Ontology annotation, molecular function: GTPase activator activity. The record is from RefSeq and is a predicted model, not a curated record. Gene Ontology annotation, biological process: positive regulation of GTPase activity; endoplasmic reticulum to Golgi vesicle-mediated transport. Gene Ontology annotation, cellular component: endoplasmic reticulum membrane.
GCCGCGCUGCGUUCACCUGUUUAGAGGCACGUCUGUCAUUCGGUAACUCGCCUAUGGGACAACACUCACUUCCUCCUUCGGCAAUCCGCUUCUAAAGGGAUGAAAAGGCUCAAGAGGAAGAAAGAAAACGCGCGAGCUGGGCUGAAUGGGAAUGGAUCUGUCACGAGAGAACCAGAUUGUGGGAGGAAACAGAAGUUGGUUGUGAUCCACCAGGCGUUGAACAGUGAUCCGGUGGACAUUGAGACCCUGAGGAGAGCAGCAGCCAGUAAUGGAGGACUGCUCACUGAUGAACUCAGGAGGAAAGUCUGGCCCAAACUACUGAACGUCAAUGUGUACGAUCUACCACAUAAACCUGGUCGAGAUGUGAGGGAGAACCACAAGGACUACAACCAAGUAGUCCUGGAUGUCAGGAGGUCCAUGAAGCGGUUCCCUAAAUGUAUGCCGGCCUCAGAGAGGGCCGUGCUUCAGGAGCAGCUGAUUGACAUCAUCCUGGAGGUUUUGAAACGCACCCCUCAGCUCCAUUACUACCAAGGCUACCACGAUGUGGCCGUCACCCUGCUGCUGGUAGCCGGGGAGCGGAUGGCCCUCGCCUUGCUGGACACUCUGUCCAAUCACCAUCUCAGGGAUUUCAUGGAUCCAACCAUGGACAGCACCAAACACAUUUUAAACUACUUGAUGCCUAUAGUGGAACAAGUUGAUACAGAAUUACAUGACUUCAUGAUCAGAGCGGAGGUGGGGACCAUCUUCGCGCUGUCCUGGCUCAUCACGUGGUACGGCCACGUGCUGUCGGACUUCAAACACACCAUGAGGCUCUACGACUUCUUCCUGGCGUCGCACCCCCUGAUGCCCAUCUACCUCGCCGCUACGAUUGUGUUGCACAGAGAGAAGGAGGUGAAGAAGACCGAGUGUGACAUGGCCAUGGUCCACCACCUCCUCUCGCGCAUACCCCAGGACCUCCCAUACGAACUUUUGAUCGGCCGGGCCGAGGACCUGUUGGACCGGUACCCUCCAUCACUACUGGCCAAGCGGGCAGCGCUGCAGUCUCGCAAGAGUCUGUCUAUCAGCACCUUCCAGGCGUUUCAGUCCUCCACCCUCCACCAGAGGCCUGACUCUGUUCUCCAGCGCCUCACCAAGGCCCAGGGCUCCGCCCACUCCAGACACGCCUCUCGACACCCGGGUCAGGAAGCAGCUUUGCCCCGAGACCCAGGCCAGCUGCGGGGGAAGGGCAACCGGAUGGUGAGGAUGGCCGUGUGGGGGCUGUCCGCGACGCUGGGGGCGGCCGUGGUCGCCGUGGCCCAGACGGCUAUGGGCUGGGGACCCGAGGUGUUGCUGCAGCUGUUCUGACGUGGGCGGUGGGGAUUUGGACUGUGCAGACACACGGUGACACACGGUGACCGCAGACACACACACAUCUGCUCCCGAACGAUAAACGCACUUCCAUCGACGGAGAACGGCGCCGAAGACUCGAAGCUCCUCUCUCCUGCUGAGGGGAAGACCUUGGAGGACAGGUCUGUCAUCCUGGUGCCAGACAGGUCGUCCCCACACAGCCAUUGUGAGCAUAUGUUCGCCACGAGGCGGCCUCGGGACGUAUGUGUGCGUGUGUUUGUGAGUGGGUGGAUGUGUGAACGAGAAUCCCAAAACUCGUUUCACAAGCAUGGAUGGGUAACGGAACGAGCCCCUGACCUCUGGGGCCCCUGGGCCAGAGCCUCCGUGUGGGGUCACUGGUGACAGUUACCAAACGACCACAAAGAGAGCAACAAGCGAUGUGCAGAAAGAGCAAAGAGACACGCGGCGGGUGGUUUCCAGUCGCUGUGUCUCCGUCUGGGCCAUCGACUCCUACGUAGGAGGUGUGGAGGGCUUCAUCCAUUGUCUCAUGACCCAUCCAUGCAUGCGAGACACUAACACGUUUUGCCUUUUCAGGCUGUUGCUCUCACGGCACCGUCGGUGUGACGUGUCACACGCGUCUCGCUGUGUUCGCCGCUCGCCCAUUAUUUAGCUGAUAAGUCGUUUUAAGACGGCGCUGCUUGUCUCGCUGUAUUUCUGUUGAUGUUUUUUUUUUUUUAGUGAGCUUGUUGGAUCUGCCGCCGCAUCCGAGAGCUAAAAGUGCCCGUAGCCGGCGCGAUGGCACAUGAAUACAAAUGAUUAAAGAGCGGUGUUUUCCGCUGAAAGCUUCCAGUUAUGAGUGAAGAAAGAGAGCGGGAGAGAAAUGGGAAAGAUGGCGGGAGAGAUUUUGCCUGUAAGCCACUUGUGUUAAUCGCUUUACUGCAGGUGUCAGCGAGUUGCACCAACAGUCGAGGUUUCUGCCGCCCCGAAAUAUGAACGCUGCACGCGGUUGGAGCUCUGCACUCGACGCAUGCGGCGGGGCUUUUGCAGAUGCGCGGAGGCAUCAGAUGCAGAAUGCGCUGAAAUACAUAUUCAUUCUUUUAAUAUACGUUUUUGUCCUCUUCUGAAGCGGUUUUCUCGAUGUCGGGGCCCAUCACUGCUGAAUGGAUACGAACACACCAGUACUUUGACAUUCUUCAAAUAUUUAGCAGGUUUGAGCCAACGGCCGCUCCGAACAGAACUACAGAUCACGGACUCGCUUCUUCCUCUACGUCGUGUUCCUCUUCAGCAUUUUACUGCUACAGUGAUUAUUUUAACAUAUGCGAGAGAAGAAAUUGUGUUUUUAUUCAACACACCCUGUAGAUAUUGCUGCACCAAAUGUUCUCACUGAGUUUUAGCGCCUGAAUAGUGGAUAUUAAUAAUACAGGCGGUUUCCAACUGGGGGUACAUACAUAUGUCCAGAGCACGGGGGUUUCUCCGAACGGCAAAGCAUGCUCUGUUGAUUUAUAUCCUGAAAUAUUUAUUCAUCAUGUUGCAUCUGUUCGCACAACUUCACCCGAGUCACAACACUCUGAGCCGGCCUCUUCUCGCCGUCACCAGAUAUGGAUGCCCGGCACAUGUUGGCACGAUCGGACCGGAUGUGGACUUCACCCCGUUGGCUCAUGAAGUCAACUGCUACGGGCUUUGUUGUGCACACCUUACAGUCGUCGGGGAGGAAGCCACCUUGAAGUGACAUUUUAAUCCUCGGGGCAAUCUUUGCUGAGCAGUGAACAAACCAGUCAAUCACCACAUUAAGUAGUUGGAUUCAGGCGUUCUUCAGCCGAUAGCUGUGGUUCUGACCGGGGAAAAUCAAUAGAGCCAAUCAAUCCAUCAAUGCCGUGUAACUCAGGAAGGUUGCCGGCCUGCGAGCCAGUUGUGUGUGUGUGUGUGUGUGUGUGUGUGUGUGUGUGUGUGUGUGUGUGUGUGUGUGUGUGUGUGUGUGUGUGUGUGUGUGUGUGUGUGUGUGUGUGUGUGUGUGUGUGUGUGUGUGUGUGUGUGUGUGUGUGUGUGUGUGUGUGUCACAGGUCAGUUUAUUUCACUCUUUUUUUGUGCCUUGAUAUAUAUAUAUAUUAUUUUUUUUUGCCGACAGUCUAAUUUAUUUUAAGAGCAACAAUCUGAUUGGCAAUUCAUGUAUUGUUAGAUUUAAUUGGAUUUUCUGGAUGUGUAUUUAAAACAAAUCCUUGGGGCUGUAAAAGAUUAUGGUUUGUAAUCACCCGUCUGAGGGUUUGUACUCUUUUUUUUUUUUUAAAGGGGAUGCAGUUAUUUUAAAUUUAAAUCCUGUAUCUGGUCAGUCAUUAAGAAUCAGACGAGAAGUUAAAGAAAAUGCUUGAUUGCCGUCUUGCCGCGUGCUCAAUGAGAAGAUGGAUACCAAUGAGAGUACGCGAGAUAAGAAGCUCCCGCCAGCAGCUGUUCAGCUUCGCGUAGAGACGGGAAACGGCUCGCUUGACCCGCUGCAGAGGAACAAAGUCCAGCUUCCUGCACCUCUCAAGAUGACUUAUUGACAACAGAUAUCUUGUUUGUUACACAUUAAUUUACAGUUGGUCUCAGUCUCAGCAGGAAAGCAAAUAACCAUAGUUCUGAAAUGAUCAGAGUAUUCCUUUAAAUGUUUGGCUCAUGAGCCAGGUCAGUCCUGAGGUCCAUAACCAAAGGGCUUUGAAAGGAGAACAUUUACCAUCUUGUGGUGCAUGGCCGCUCGCUCGGUGAAGUUGGUUUUCUUACGACUGUCUGAUUGGACGAUGCGUCCCUGAUGCUUGGAAACAGAUGAUUGACCAAAAAAAAGUGUAAUUUAAAAAUAGCUGCUUUUGCAUGUAAUCUUGUUUGGUUGCCUUGGUUGACCAGGUGCUGUGAUCCUCCGACGUCAAGAUGCUACACACACACACACACACACACACACACACACACACACAGGGAGAGUGGUGGCUUUGCCAGAUCAUAAUGAGGAUUUAAUUCCUGCCCCUGGCUCUUGGCGUGCUAAUGAUACUUUCUCCUUGUCUUUUGUUCUUCUCACAUUCAAACUCAAACACCUGGACCGGCCUUAGAUGAAACAUUAUUGAAGCAUGUUUGUUUUGAAUGAAACCAAGCAAGAUCUUUAAGAGAGAAGACGGAUGCUGUUGAGCGCAUGUUAAAAGUUGACCUAAAAACCGCUUUAUAUUCAAAUGAAUGCCCAUAAAAUUCAUGUAAAACUAAGUCUUCUAUAAGAAGUAAAUAUAAAUAGAAGAUACAUCAUUUUAUUGGACUGUACUGUAGUUAUUUAAUUUUAUGAGCUCUGUAGAUAGUCGUUCACAUCAAAUCGGCACUUUUUAGUUGCAUUUUAUUAUCUUUUUGUCUCCCUUUACAAUGAUGUGUUGGAGUUUGAGUUAUUUCAACAGCUGGAUGCAGUGGAUGUCAUUGUUUUCAUGUCAUUAGGUUUGAUGUAAACCAAAAACACUUUCUAUGAAUCCAAAUAACUUGAAUUUAAUGCCAAAUUCUGAAUUUACUGUGGUGUGAUGAAGAGUGAGGUUCAACUCCCAGUGAGCUUGAGCCUCUCGAGGCCUCGCUGUCCUCAGGUCUGAAAAUCUACCAGAAAACUUCAUUGCACCAAAUGCUUUUUCAGAUAAUAAUGUAAGUCCAUAAUGUGUGUGUGUGUCAUUUCUGUGGGGUUUUAAUGCAUGUUUGUCAUAUUGCGGGUACCAAACACUUGGUCCAUACAUAUCAGGUUAUUUGCACCUUGUACGUGUUCUGCAGUUGUUCUGAAACAUGUUUUUGACAGAUGAAGAUUGUUUUGUCUAUGCGGUAAAAACAAAUGAAUAAAAGAUAAACUAAACACU